This is a messenger RNA of Podarcis lilfordi (Lilford's wall lizard), 1676 nucleotides long. The record is from the annotation of a GenBank genome assembly. NCBI's taxonomy places the organism in Eukaryota, Metazoa, Chordata, Lepidosauria, Squamata, Lacertidae.
AUGUGUUCAGUUCCUUUCUUGUCUUUCUUGAAAGUCUUAACAGGAUUCUCUUCCCCCUCCCCCACUCCCAAACAGGUGAGGAAGAUGAUGGCCAGAAUUCUAUUGAGCCAUCUGUGAAUUCAUUGGGAAGAACAAAGAAACAGUUUAAAUGCAUGGAAUGUGGGAUGUGUUUUAGUCACAGUGGAAGACUGAGGACACAAAAACGAAUUCACAUAGAGGAGAAACCAUUUAAAUGUACUGAUUAGCGAAAGAAACAUCAAGGAACUCACACAGUGGAUAAACCAUUUGAAUGUAUUGAAUGUGGAAAGUGCUUCAGUCGAAAUGGAAAGCUUAGAAUACACCAACGAACUCACACGGGGGAGAAACCAUUUAAAUGUAUUGAAUGUGGAAAGAGCUUCAGUGAAAGUAGAGCACUAAGAAAACAUCAACGAACUCACACGGGGGAGAAACCAUUUAAAUGUAUGGAAUGUGGAAAGAGCUUCAGUAGAAGUGAACACCUUAGACUACACCAACGAACUCACACGGGGGAGAAACCAUUUGAAUGUAUUGAAUGUGGAAAGUGCUUCAGUCGAUAUGGAACACUUAGAAUACACCAACUAACUCACACGGGGGAGAAACCAUUUAAAUGUAUUGAAUGUGGAAAGUGCUUCAGUCGAUAUGGAACACUUAGAAUGCACCAACGAACUCACACAGGGGAGAAACCAUUUAAAUGUAUUGAAUGUGGAAAGAGCUUCAGUGAAAGUGGAGCACUAAGAAAACAUCAACAAACUCACACGGGGGAGAAACCAUUUAAAUGUAUUGAAUGUGGAAAGAGCUUCAGUCACAAUGGACACCUUAGAAGCCAUCAACUAACUCACACGGGGGAGAAACCAUUUAAAUGUACUUAAUGUGGAAAGAGCUUCAGUGAAAGUGGAGACCUUAGAGUACACCACCGAACUCACACGGGGGAGAAACCAUUUGAAUGUACUGAAUGCGGAAAGAGUUUCAGUGAAAGUGGAAAUCUUAGAAGACACCAACGAACUCACACAGGGCAGAAACCAUUUGAAUGUAUUGAAUGUGGAAAGAGCUUCAGUCGAAAUGGACACCUUAGAAGCCAUCAACGAACUCAUACAGGGGAGAAACCAUUUAAAUGUAUUGAAUGUGGAAACAGCUUCAGUCGAUAUGGAAACCUUACAAAACACCAAAAAAUUCACACGGGGAGAAACCAUUUAAAUGUAUUGAAUGUGGAAAGAGCUUCAGUGAAAGUGGAAACCUUGGAAGACACCAACGAACUCACACAGGGGAGAAACCAUUUGAAUGUAUUGAAUGUGGAAAGAGCUUCAGUCAAAAUGGAACAGUUAGAAUACACCAACAAUCUCACACAGGGGAGACACCAUUUAAAUGUAUUGAAUGUGGAAAGAGCUUCAGUUAAUAUGGACACCUUAGAAUACACCAACGAACUCACACAGGAGAGAAACCAUUUAAAUGUAUUGAAUAUGGAGAGCUUCAGUCAAAAUGGACACCUUAGAAGCCAUCAACUAACUCACACGGGGGAGAAACCAUUUAAAUGUACUGAAUGUGGAAAGUGCUUCAGUGAAAAUGGACACCUUAGGAAACAUCAACAAACUCACACGGGAGAAGCCAUUGAAUGUGGAAAGAAUGUGGAAAGAGCUUCAAUCCAUAUCGACACCUUAUAA